UUUUUGGGUUUUGCUUUUCUUCUGCAGCUGCAACUUCCACAGCCAUCUUUGAUCCUUCUAAUGCCCCUCUGCUCUAUACAUCUUCACAGGUUGGUUUUCUCAAGGCUCAAACAUUGAUACCCACAUGAUUCAAAUGCUUUGUUUCUCUAAUUUUUAAAAGGAUUUGGGAUUGCUCUCUUCCUUGUUUCUGAAUAACUAAGUUUGGGAAUCUUUUUGGGGGUUCUGUUUGGACCAAUAAUUCCUUGGUUCUCUUCUGGGUUUUGGUGGGCAGCUACAGGAUAAAACCCAAAUUCUGUUUUAAGUAUUAGAAGUUGAGAGAAUCUUAGGAUUCUUUUCUGGCUUCUUUUUUGUAUUUUCUUAUCCCCAAUCCAAAGAAAUUUUUGGCUCUUCCUAUAGCGUUCUUGUUUUCAACUCAUCUGGACCUGCAGUUUGCUUCUUUUUUCCCUCUUCUCCUUCUUCUUCAUCAUCAUCAUCAUCCUUCAAACUACCCUGAGUUUGGAUUAUUUUUUCAAUUUUCCCCAUCUCUAUGUGUUGGGCUUAACCAGACAUUUCCCUGUAGAUUUGAUAAUGGGUCUCUCUGCUCUCUCUCUCUUCUCUCUCUCUAAAAUUUGUUACUGGGUUUUAGGAAAGAGGGUCAGACCCACCUCACGUUGGUCACUUUGUCGAGUUUAUUUGUGUCGGCUACAGGUUUUGGUGAGUAUGGUUCCAUGUAUUUGGAGUCUGGCUCAAGGUUAUGGCAUCUAAUUUUGAUGCUAUGUUGAUGAGUAGUAGUAGUUUUUGUGGCUGAUUUCCAUGAACUGGUUCAUUAAUGGUGGAGCUAUGGAAAUUGGAAACUAAGGCUGGUUUGGUUGGUGGGGGAGGGAAGAUAUGGCUGCAACUGUGGGGGAAGGUAAUUGGGAACUGCUGCAAGAUCCRUCACCAGUACUACCAGUAUAUUGGAUCCAAGAAGUUCAGAAAAACAUGGUGGAGAAGGCUUUUGUUGGGGUGGGUUAUUGGGUGGACUUUGGCUUCUUUAUGGAUCUUCCACUACAUGAGCUCACAAGCCACUGAGAAGAGGAAAGAGACCUUGGGAAGCAUGUGUGAUAAGAGGGCCAGAAUUCUUCAAGACCAGUUUAAUGUCAGCAUGAAUCAUAUUCAAGYAAUGUCCAUUCUCAUCUCCACCUUCCAUCAUGGCAAAAACCCAUCUGCUAUAGAUCAGAGGACCUUUGCGAGGUACACRGAAAGAACUGCUUUUGAGAGGCCUCUUACGAGUGGUGUGGCAUAUGCGGUGAGGGUGCUCCAUUCGGAAAGAGAACAUUUCGAGAAGCAACAGGGCUGGACGAUYAAAAGGAUGGACAAAAUCGAACAAAGUCCGGUUCACGAAGAUGACUAUGCUCCAGAAGCCCUGGAGCCAUCGCCCACCCAAGAAGAAUAUGCUCCUGUAAUCUUCGCGCAGGAUACURUUUCUCAUGYCGUUUCUCUCGAUAUGCUGUCGGGAAAGGAAGACCGUAAAAAUGUAUUACGUGCUAGAGCAUCGGGAAAGGGAGUCUUAACUGCCCCAUUCAGGCUAAUCAAAACAAAUCGUCUSGGAGUCAUACUUACAUUUGCUGUCUACAAGAGAGAUCUUCCCUCAAAUGCUACUCCAAAUGAGAGGAUYCAAGCUACAGAUGGGUAUCUUGGUGGAGUUUUUGAUAUCGAGUCGCUGGUGGAGAAGUURCUUCAACAGCUUGCAAGCAACCAAACCAUCCUAGUCAAUGUUUACGAUACCACAAACCAAUCGCACCCGAUCAGCAUGUAUGGUAAAGACACAUCAGAAGAUGGGUUGCAGCGCAUUAGCCCCCUUAACUUUGGGGAUCCAGAUAGGAAGCAUGAGAUGCGAUGCAGAUUCAAGCAAAAACAACCUUGGCCAUGGUUAGCAAUAACAACUUCAAUUGGUGUACUCAUCAUUGCAUUGCUUUUGGGGUAUAUAUUCCAUGCAGCCUUGAACCGAAUCGCCAAAGUGGAGGAUGAUUAUCACGAUAUGAUGGAACUCAAGAAACKAGCAGAAGAUGCCGAUGUUGCCAAAUCCCAGUUCCUUGCAACUGUUUCCCAYGAGAUCAGAACCCCAAUGAAUGGUGUUCUAGGAAUGUUGCAUUUGCUUAUGGACACAGACCUAGAUGUGACUCAACAAGAUUAUGUUAAAACUGCACAAGAUAGUGGAAAAGCUUUGGUAUCACUGAUAAAUGAGGUUUUGGAUCAGGCAAAAAUCGAAUCUGGAAAUCUCGAACUUGAAGCAAUACCGUUCAAUCUGCGACCAAUUUUGGAUGAUAUUUUGUCACUCUUUUCUGGGAAAUCUCAAGAAAAAGGACUGGAGCUAGCAGUUUUCAUCUCAGAUAAUGUUCCUGAGAUGCUAAUUGGUGAUCCUGGAAGGUUUAGGCAGAUCGUCACAAAUCUUAUGGGAAACUCAAUCAAGUUCACAGAGAAGGGACACAUAUUUGUCACAGUUAAUCUCGUCGAGGAGGUUAUUGAAUCAAUUGAUCUCGAGAUCGAGUCUUCAACGAAGAGCACCUUGAGUGGCUAUCCUACUGCCAAUAGACGCCUCAGCUGGAMAGGUUUCAGAACGUUYGAUCAAGAGGRUCCUGCUGCUUGUCAUKUCCUGCCAUCUCCAUCGGACCUUGUUAACCUUAUAGUAUCCGUGGAAGAUACAGGUGYCGGUAUUCCUUUAGAAGAYCAAUCACGUGUUUUCACUCCCUUCAUGCAGGUUCRACCAUCCAUCUCUAGAACUCAYGGGGGAACAGGUAUCGGUCUGAGUAUUAGCAAAUGUUUGGUUGGCCUCAUGAAGGGGGAGAUCGGGUUUGUGAGUGUGCCAAAGAUCGGCUCUACCUUCACAUUUACUGCGGUUUUCACAAAUGGCUCUUCCAAUUCGAGCGAGUAUAACAAAUCUCAGCAAAUUAAGACCACGUCCAUCUCGGCAUCCUCCGAAUUUAAGGGUAUGAGGGCUUUAGUUGUGGACCAUCGACCCAUUCGGGCCAAGGUAUCAAGAUAUCAUAUCCGACGUCUUGGAAUAAAUGUUGAAUCAUCGUCCGACUUGAAUCAAUGUCUGUCUAACAUGAGUGUGGGUGGUACAACUAUGAAUAUGAUUUUUGUUGAGCAAGAUCUUUGGGAUCAGGAUACCAGUACAUCAGAUCUCUUUAUCAAGAACUUAAGAAAUUCUUAUGGCGUUCCUCCCAAACUAUUUCUUCUUACUAGCUCCAUUAGUUCUUCAAAAGCUAGUACUAUAAAUUCUGAUGUACUCACUCCCACAGUCAUCCUAAAGCCCUUGAGGGCGGGCAUGCUUGCUGCCUCACUUCACAGAGUAAUGGGCGUCGGGAUCAAGGGUAAUCCUCAGCUUCCUGUUCUCUCUCUCCGUAAUCUACUCCGUGGUCGGAAAAUUCUCAUUGUAGAUGACAAUAAGGUGAACCGUAUAGUCGCUGCUGGUGCUCUAGAACGGUACGGUGCUGAUGUAGUAUGUGAAAACAGUGGAAGAGAUGCAAUCCGACUGCUUACACCGCCCCAUCGUUAUGAUGCAUGUUUCAUGGAUAUUCAGAUGCCAGAGAUGGAUGGGUUUGAAGCUACAAGAAGAAUCCGGGAAAUCGAACACCAUAUCAACGACGGUAUUCAACUUGGAGAGCUAUCAAAAGAAGCAUACGAAAAUAAGUGUUAUUGGCGUGUACCCAUUUUGGCCAUGACUGCAGACGUAAUCCAGGCUACACACGAGGAAUGCCUUCGGUAUGGGAUGGAUGGAUAUGUUUCAAAGCCAUUCGAAGUCGAACGACUUUAUCGAGAAGUUUCUCAAUUUUUCCACAGUACCUCAAAUGGAACUUUAUAGACAGAUCAUAUAUUCCGUGGCUGUCAAUGGCAUCGGCCUGUUCGUCAGGACAAAACGAACAGCAUGCUUAAAAGGGUGUGAAUUACCUCCUGAUCAGAGGAUCGAUAUCCCCCCGUUGACUUCUCGGAUUGCUUCAUAUUAUGCCAGGCAAGCCUAAAUUUUGUGGGAGAGUGUAAAUAGUAGACAGACAUGAGUGGUCGGGUGGAGUUUUCGUCGAUUGUUUACAUGAGUCGAAUGAGAAAAGUUGCUACAUUUCUUCUGUAUAACCUUCCAUAUCUAUCACUAAGCUCAGGAAACCAGGAUUCAUUUGCAACCACAGAAUUCAAUAUGGACUUUUCCUGAAAGUUCACAAUUUUGAUAAUCUACAGGUUGAAGAUCAUCAGAGGGCCAAGAAAGGAAGAGGUAUAGAAUGUUGUGUGGCAACUGGAAGGAAGUGGUUUGUAUAUUAAAAAACAUGUUUGAUUUGUACCCACACAAGUUUAGCUUUUGUUUUUCUUUUUCUUUUUUGGGUAAUUUUGUUUUAUACUUUUUUAUCUCAAGUACAAAUAGGUCAAAACUUGACACUAUCAAAUUUGAGAAAAUUGAUAGUGUACAUUUCCUGCAGACAAUUCCAGUUUCCAACUUCAGGUCUGUGUUCUGUAUAAAAAUUUCCAACAUUCAUCAGUUUUUUCAAGUGGGUUUUAUUUCCUUUCUUUGAUCAAAUGUGAGGGGAAAAGUGUUUAAUUUUGGUCUAUUUAAUAGAGUUCUCUAGAAUUUUUUUUUUCUUUUUAGUUUAUAAAUUUUGACAAUGUGCACCAGCUGAGUGGUGGCAUAGUGGGUUGUGGACGAAUGGAGAUAUUCCCUUUCAGGUUUGAGCUUUA
Momordica charantia (bitter melon) is the source of this 4686-nucleotide messenger RNA. The record is from RefSeq and is a predicted model, not a curated record. NCBI's taxonomy places the organism in Eukaryota, Viridiplantae, Streptophyta, Magnoliopsida, Cucurbitales, Cucurbitaceae.